CCAUUCAGAAGCUAUUUGUUUUUUAAAGGAAGAGGAAGCUCUACAAGGUUAACAACUUGUGGAGCCUUGAAGUCAUCACAUUAGUUUAGUAGUAGGACAGUAUUGCUCAGAGAGCUUCACUGAGAGGGAGACAUACAAUGAUGAAAGCCCAGAUAUUUCUGGCUUUCGCUACUUUGUUUGUUGGGUCCGGCCUUGCAACAAGCACAGUGGCCAGGGUCGCCAAAAGGAAAUGUCUCGACGCUGGGGACGAUGCAAACGUUUACAACUUUUCAUUUAUGGAUCUUUCAGGGAAAACUAACGUGUCUUUGGGAGAUUUCAAAGGAAAGAUGAUUCUUGUUGUAAAUGUAGCGACCUACUGAUCCUUCACUCACCAUUAUUUUGGAAUGAAUGCACUACAGACAAAAUAUGGUGAUAAUUUGGUAGUUUUAGGCUUUCCAUGUAAUCAGUUUGGGCUUCAAGAACCUGGGAAAAAUUAUACAGAAAUCACAAAGGGAGUUGAAUAUGUAAGGCCAGGCAAUGGAUUCAAGCCGAAUUUCAUGCUCAUGCAAAAACUGGAAGUCAAUGGGGAAAAUGAAAAUGGAUUUUUUACAUUUCUUAAAAAACAUUGCCCUCCGACAAGAGAUGGCUUUUCAAAGAAAACUGACCUUUAUUACCAUCCAUUCAAGAACAACGACAUUAGGUGGAAUUGGGAAAAAUUUCUUAUUAAUUCCAAUGGUAAACCGUAUAUGCGGUACGAUCCAAGCAGCGAUCCUGUCGAUGUUAUCGAUUCAGAUAUAGAGGGCCUUGUCUCUUCUGAACGUGUAAAUUCACCUCUAACUAAACAAUAAUUCAGCUUAAACAAAAAAGUAGUUUAAGAUUUAAUUGAACAGGUUUUAAUUUUUAAUCUCAUUAAUUGAUUUCAUGUAUAAAAAAUGUCCACAAUUAUAUCAGCCUUCUCAGUCUAUGGAAGAAUUUAAAAAAUUUAAGAAUAAAAUCAAUCCCAAAAGUUUACAUCUUUUAUGUUAAUUACAAAAAAAUCAGUGUAUUUUACAUUAUUAACACACAAAAAAAUGUUAAAACAACAAACUAGGUUAUUUAUUAAGUGAUGUUAAUAAAAAAAAAACCCCUACUUAUAACACACCUAUACCUGUUAUAUUAUUUUUCAAUUUUUAUUCUCAAUCGUAGCCAAUUCUGUAAAAACUGAAUUAUUAUGAUAAAUUUGUAAACAAGUAAAAUUAAGAUGUAAUGUAAUUUGCAAGCAUAAUUUUUGCUUUUCUAAUGUAGGCAUUAUUUGAAACCAAGAAAGAGUGUGAAGCCCAAAUCGAAUCAAACUGCGACAAACAAUUGUACAAGUUAAAAUGUAUUGAUUUAUGUUUAAGUAACAUUUUAGAAGUUUGAAACAAAACUGCUAUGAAAAACCAACUCGACAAACGGUAACAAAAACAAAACAAAUGAUGCGUUUUCAAUGAUGACGAGAUGUCCAUAAAUCAAACAACUGAGGGGAUAUUUCUGAUGUUGGAAAGUAAGGAAGUAUUCUUGUGCAUUCUGUGCUUUCACGACUUUUCCUAGAAAAUGCAUUGUUUGAUUGUAAUGAACUGUUCUAAUAGCAGUUACUUCAAAUCUUGUAUAAAGUUUGCGUCAAAUAAAAAGCUUUCUAUCAGAA
Messenger RNA from Cimex lectularius (bed bug), 1642 nucleotides. Its product is annotated as glutathione peroxidase 6-like. Lineage: Eukaryota; Metazoa; Arthropoda; Insecta; Hemiptera; Cimicidae. The transcript is spliced from 5 exons. Gene Ontology annotation, biological process: response to oxidative stress. The record is from RefSeq and is a predicted model, not a curated record. Bases 384 to 827 code for a protein of 147 amino acids. Gene Ontology annotation, molecular function: glutathione peroxidase activity.